Messenger RNA from Astyanax mexicanus (Mexican tetra), 2654 nucleotides. It is a transcript of the gene klf5b, whose product is annotated as Kruppel-like factor 5b. Bases 281 to 1378 code for a protein of 365 amino acids. The record is from RefSeq and is a predicted model, not a curated record. Lineage: Eukaryota; Metazoa; Chordata; Actinopteri; Characiformes; Acestrorhamphidae. The transcript has 4 exons. Gene Ontology annotation, biological process: regulation of transcription by RNA polymerase II. Gene Ontology annotation, molecular function: RNA polymerase II cis-regulatory region sequence-specific DNA binding; DNA-binding transcription factor activity, RNA polymerase II-specific.
CCAGGCGCUGAAAUGAGGCGGUUGCGUAAUUUGUCAUGUCAAAGGCGACAUGACAGCUAGCCUAGCCUAGCCCUGCUCAUUCAGCAGCACACACACACUCUCUCACACACACACAGACAGAGAGACAGUCUGCUCAGUGCUGGCUCUGUCCUGGGCAGCUGGGAGCUGCUGCUGCUGCGUGGUUAUUAUUAUUAUUAUGGUCCAGCUGUAGAGGAGAGCAGAGGGACGGACGGAGGGCGAGGAGGAGACGCGCAGUCGCCUUCAGGAGCGCCUGGGUUUAAUGCCAGCCUCAUCAAACCCCCAGACAGACUGUGGUACGAUGGACAAAUAUCUGCCACCUCAGUUCCAGCCAGGCUCAGAGCCAAAGUUCAGCCAGGACAGCUUCCUGACGAUGGAGCAAGGUUCUCCCUACAGCAUCAACAUGAACGUCUUCCUGCCUGAUGUCACGUACCUCCGGACUGGACUCUGCCGGCCCGUGAGGCCCACAGCGCCGCAGAUUAAGCCGGAACCACUGCAACCUCUCAGCUACUCAAGCUGCCACCACACUGUAUCAGCAGCUCCUCCAGCCCCAGAAUACACACACCUCUUCAGUUCAGCUAAUGCAACAGGCAGCAACAACACUUUCAUCAAGCAGGAGACGCCACCCAUUGACUUUCAAGAUGUUCCUUUAUUUCAGCUUUUGAAUUCAGACCUGGAUCCCACAGUGUCUGGCACUUCCUCUUUCAUGGAGCCUCACAGUAACAUGUGCUCAUCGUCGAUGUCAUCCUACAACAACGUGCACUCACCUGCUGCCCAGAUUGCAGGACGGCCCAUGUGUGACCAGGCCAGCAACGGGCCUUCUUCCUCCGGCCACUUUGGGCUGCAUCAGCAGCAGCAGAAAGCGGCCUACCUUCCACCCUCCCCUCCAAACUCAGAGCCGGGGAGCCCAGACAGGAGGAAAGAACUCAUACACAACCUGUCACCACCGCCCUCCUACGCUGCCAGCAUGGCAUCUAAACUGGCAGGGCCAGCCUUGGGCCAUGGAGCAGCGGCAGCAGCAGCAGCCCUGGCAGUACAAACACAAGCAAUGGCUGCCAGGUACAACCGCAGGAACAAUCCUGAUCUAGACAAGAGGAGGAUACAUCACUGCGACGUCCCAGGGUGUAAGAAAGUCUACACCAAGUCCUCCCAUCUGAAGGCCCACUUACGGACUCACACAGGAGAGAAGCCGUACAAAUGCUCCUGGGAGGGUUGCGACUGGCGCUUCGCCCGUUCCGACGAGCUGACGCGCCACUUCAGGAAGCACACGGGGGCUAAGCCGUUCCAGUGUGCCGUGUGCAGCCGGAGCUUCUCUCGAUCCGAUCACCUGGCCCUGCACAUGAAGAGACACCAGACUUAGAUCUACAGCCACUGCCCAGCCCACUCAAGGCCCCAAGCUGCCCAUUAAGGACCUCCCUGUUUACCCUGUGCAUGUUUGUAGACACUGGUGUGUUGAGCACGCUUGGGUUUCGGCAGCUCACGAGGUGCAUUGCAUAGGCUCAUAGGAGCUAAACGUGUUGCCGCUAGGUCUGUAGCCCCUGUGGAACGCAACAACAGCUCAGCUCUUUGAUGCCAACCUAGCUGUGGAUUUUGGUCAUCGCCUGUUUUUUAUUUUAUUAGUAUAUAUUUGUCUCAUUUCUCAUUUUCAUGACAAAAGUUUGAACUCUCAGCGUGCCUUUUCCAUUUCUAUUCAACCUAGAAGCUACUACAGAUGCAAAGGUACCCUCCAAUCCAAAUUGCAACCAUUGCACCUUACACUCUCCAUUUCACAUAUGUCCUACUUUUUAAGCUCAAUUAAGGUCAAACUGUGGAUUAGUUCUCACCAUGAAUGUAGCAGCAAAUCCCAAGGCCUAAGGCCUGUUCUCUUCUGUUCUGAAAAAAAAAACACUCUGAGAAAUGUCAAGCCUGAAUACUUGAAUAAGUAAAAAACAGGCAUUAAGAGCCCUUAUCGAAAGAACCAAUCAGUUUAAACCAGUUAAAACACACACACACACACAGACACACACACUGUUUCAUUCAUUGCUCUUAUAAUGAACCACUGGUUAAAUAAUGAAGUGUUGUGAAAAAAAAGUCUCAGAAACCAAAGAAAGAAUCUAAAAACUAUCCAUUCAAACGACGUAAAGAAGGUUUUAAAGUGUUUUUGUAUUUUUGUUUUGUCUCCAAAUCAAAGCACAAUUCAUAAUUCACUAAUAACAACAUAGCAACCCUCAUCUCUUCCAAUGCAAAGAUUUAGAUGCUGCAUUUCAUCUUUUAACACCUGUAAACAACUGACUUUGGGAUAUUUAUGGAGGAUCGGGAUGAAAUACUGUAUGUGGAACAUUUUAUUUGGAAUAUCAAUAGCUUUAAGUGUACAUAUUGUAAUUGCUUUAGUCUGUAUUAUUUAUUUUUUUGAGAUGGGUUCUUUUCUACUCUAUAAAAUAUUUCUCUAUGCACAUGUAUGAUGUGUAUGGAGCUAUGGGAACGGUGGUUUUAAUUAUUAAAGGAAAUCUUAUCUUUCAGAUCAGUGAAGAAGUACAUGGUUGCCUUUGGAUAAGAGCCACAGCAGAUAAUGCUGGGGUUUGUAACUGUACGGCUUACAGAGUGUGUUGUGUGUACUGUAAGUGUGGUCUCAUAAACUUUAAUUUCCACUGCAGUAA